Molecule: messenger RNA, 300 nt
Organism: Tetrahymena thermophila SB210
Lineage: Eukaryota; Ciliophora; Oligohymenophorea; Hymenostomatida; Tetrahymenidae
Product: DNA-directed RNA polymerase
Exons: 1
Biological process (GO): DNA-templated transcription
Molecular function (GO): DNA binding; DNA-directed RNA polymerase activity
Source: RefSeq, a predicted model, not a curated record
AUGGUUGAUUUCGUUUUAAAUAAAAAUAAUAUUUCAUUAGAUAUGGAAAAUGCAAUUAUUACAGGAAAGUGGAGUACAACAAUGACUGGUAUAUCCAAAUAAUUACCAAAUUCUUCAAUCCCAGCAAGAAUAGCUUCAUUAAGAAUGGUAAGUAACACUCCUAUAUUUAGAAAUCAAUAACAUUCAUCACUUGAAACAAGACAUAUAAAUAAUAAUCAAUUAGGUUUUUAUUGUCCAGUAGGAUCACCUGAUGGUGCGGAUUGUGGUAUUAUAAAAGAAAUGUCAUUCAUUAUCUUGUGA